Arthroderma uncinatum is the source of this 4470-nucleotide messenger RNA. RefSeq names its product anucleate primary sterigmata protein A. Gene Ontology annotation, biological process: establishment of mitochondrion localization; dynein-driven meiotic oscillatory nuclear movement; maintenance of protein location in cell cortex. Bases 1 to 4470 code for a protein of 1489 amino acids. The record is from RefSeq and is a predicted model, not a curated record. Gene Ontology annotation, molecular function: tubulin binding; phospholipid binding. Lineage: Eukaryota; Fungi; Ascomycota; Eurotiomycetes; Onygenales; Arthrodermataceae. Gene Ontology annotation, cellular component: cell cortex; mitochondrion. The transcript has 3 exons.
AUGGACGACCCGUUCGUUGCCACGCCGCUGGCAGCGAGCCAGGCCCAACGGGAACCGCACCGCUACUCAUCCUUCGACAACCAGCUACUCACCCUGAACUCGUCCUCGCCAUCGCAGCUCAAGCGGGCGUUGGAGAUUCAUCUCGCUGAAACCGACCGCAGGCUACAGGAGACGUCAAAGCUUGGCACUGCUCUCGUACAGCAGCAGCAGGACCUCGCCGACAAGCUGAGAGAGGUCGAGCAGCAGCAGGAAGACGGCGAGAUCGGUCCCGAGCUGCGCCAGAGGCUGCUUGCCUUGGAGAAAGACUACAACGACAUUGGGCGCGAGUCCGCCAGGACGACCUUUGCCCCGAAGCCAAGGCUUCUCGCGCCAGAGGACACUCCCCUGGACAGUCGGACCCCGUCGAGCCCGUCUUUCCUCUCCAGCCAGGCCACCAACUCGCCCUCAAAGGUCAGCGUUCCCUCGAGGAGACAGCGUAACCAGCCUGCCAGCCGUGUACACGACAUUGAGUUUGCUACCGAGAUCAGCACCUCGCUGCUCACCCAGGUUCGCCAGCUCCAGGCCCUGCUCGCCGAGCGGGACGAGGCCCUUCGCGAGACGAACCUCGAAAAGUCUAGGCUAGAGCUCGAGGCCGAAGGGUUCUCCCAGCGUAUCCGCUCCCUGGAUGAGAGCGAACAGCGCUACAAGGACGAGAAUUGGAGACUUGAAACACAGUCCCAUGAACUUUUAGCGGCUGCCAAGGAGGCCGCUACACGCGAAAAUCGGUUGACCUCCAAUUUGAAUGCGCUCACCUCCAAGAAGAACAGCGUUCAGCGGGAGCUCGACGAACUCAAACAGGCCAAUGGGAAACUGGUAGAGGAACACUCUGCGGCCCAAAAGGCGCAUGACUCUGAACUUCACAUCCUCCGAAGAAAUCUGACCGCUGGGGACACCGAACGUAACAGUCUCCGCAAGAAGGUCGACGAAUUGGUAGGCCAGAACCAAGAGCUCGCAAAGGCCGUAGCUGCCAAACUCCGACAACAUGAGUCUGAGCCUGCCAGAGACAUCGACCGGGAUGCUGGCGACAAUGCCGAGAACGAAGACACCCCGGAUAACUCUCCUCCGCCGUCACCCAACAAGGCAACGCCUCGCCACGGCCAUCUAGAAUCGGAGACGCUGAAGAGCUCUCUCCAUCACGCACACCGAAUGAUCCAGAACCUCAAGAACAACAUUCAUCGUGAAAAGACCGAAAAGAUUGAGCUCAAGCGCAUGCUCCAAGAGGCUCGAGAUGACCUCGAAACCCGCAGAAACGAGGCCGUCGCCCAGGGAAGCGCUCAGAAGCGCCAGAGGACGAAGCCAGAGGUCUUCAAAAAGCCACCACGCCCAGAUAUGCUUGGCGCCGGCAGGAGAGGUGUCACGGAGAUAGAAAUCGAUGAACCAGAUUGGGAAGACGAAGAAGUCAUGGAAGUCAGUCCUACCAAGGCCGUGCAAGCAAGACAGAGCUCGGCUCUGUUCUCCCGCCCUCGUCCUCGUCCUCGUCCUCGCUCUGGCUCGGUCAGCGCGAGCGACACAUACCAGACCGCAAACGAGACGGAAGACGGUGGCUUUGAAACCGCGCACGAAGCCGAGACAGCUACCGAGAGCGAAAAUUUCCAAACGGGCGCUGAAAACAUGGCGGCAGAUAGCAGUGAUGAGCUUACAGAGACGGAAGGCCGCGCCGAUCGACAGGGAGCAGUGCAACGCGCAAAGCCAUACACGAUUCGAACUGCAAAGGCCGGUGACCGCACCUCGUUUAUGAGUACUGCGUCCACUUCAGCAGACGAAGACGACUACGGUUACGAUGAAGUACACACUCCCGUCCAAUCGCAGCCGCCUCGUUAUCGUCUCAAGAUGCAGCGAGGACGACGCGCAAGGUCGUCCGAGGAGACCAUCCAGGCGGGUGGCAGCAUGGGUUAUGAGGCGUCCUCCCCCGGAAGCCUGCAUAGUCCCAAGCCUAGAGUUGAGGGCGGCCGAAGUCUCUUCGCAGAGCUCGGUGAAGCUGGCCUGGGAAGUGACGGUGAAUUCGGAAGCCCACUGCAAUCUAAUACCACCUCAGUGGAUUCUACGCCUAUCCGCAAUCUCAGCUUCAUCCAACAUAAACAGGUUGAACAACCGCCACGGAUCAUUAUGGUUGAUUCCUCGAUGAUGACCGAGCAAUGGCCUGCUCCCGCGCCUGCAUGCGAGACUGUAGCAACACAAACUCUUGCUUCUGAAACGGCGGAUAUGGCAACCUCCACGACUUCUGCAGUCCUUGUAGACACCUCAACCCAAUAUACGCCCACGGAGCGUCCCUCACUGGCUCAAACCGAUGCCAUAAUCGUGUUCGAUUCGCUGCCAGCAGAGCCAGUCAAGUCAGUAGACAUGGCCACCCAAUGCACUCCGGUGAAAUCUCAGUCUAUGGCCCAAAGUGACGCGAUAGUCAUGUUUGAUACGCCACCAACUGAGCCGGCUAAGUCUACGCUGGUAGACAUGGCUACUCAAUAUGUUCCUGCAAAGCCUCAGCAGAUGGUUCAAAGUGACAUGAUGGUCAUGUUCGACUCCCCCCCAGUGGCUGCACCCGUCGAAGAGGACAAGUCCCGCGAUAUAAUCGCACCCGUCCCCAUUCCGAUUCCCCUUUCUUCGACCUCAGACCCAGAACCAGAACCAACCCCAGAACCCGUAAAGCUGGAGCUCUCACCGAUGCUGUUCGAAGAAACCAUCCCAGUUCCGGCACCCAUUGUCGAACAACCGCGACGAAGUUCAAUGCACCUCGCCUUCUCCGGUGUGACAUUCGAGCAAUCCCGCCCCGUCACCCCACAACCGAUCGUGACUACUCUUCCGUUACCCCCUUUCACACCCCCCAAAUAUAUUGCAUCGUCUAUUCAGACUAUCGAUACACCGCCCAUCUCUCCUCCCGCACAGCCCGUUGUUGUGAAGCCGUCGAUACAACUUGAGAUGUCCUCGAUAUAUGCUGAAUCCACUACGCCCAUUGCGCCAGAGCCCGUUGUUCACACGGUUAUCCCACCAGUGACUGCGCUAUUUGCUAACUCGGAUGAUGUCCAUUCAACCGACCCAUCUCCAAGGAGACCUAGAACCGCUGUCCAUGAUAGCGAUGGUGAUGCUUUCUCAGUUCUAGAAUCUCCGCGUGAAAUGAUGCCGUCCAAGUACGAUGCAGAGGAUACGGACAUGAUGAGAUCCGAACCAUCGCCGCCACCGGUUGUGCCAGUUAGUGUUGCAGAGAAUGCCGCUCAAACUAUCUUGACCAGCCAACAGAUCGAUUCUCUCCUCUCCGUAAGACGUUUCGCGGCACCACCGCAAACGCCAGAAUCGAAGAUAGCAAUUACGCCCCUGCCUGGCUCACCAGAAGAGUCUAUCUUGGCGACUCCCAGGGCGAAAGCUCAACCAUCCGGAGUUAACGAGAACUUCCUCCUUCCCAGCGCUGCCACCAGAAGACCUGGAAGCGCAGGAAGCGCGAGACGUAGCGCAAUGGCCCACCCUCCUCUGCCACCUGAUCAUAAGCAAGCAAUUGCUGCCGCUGCCCAAAGGGUAUCAACUGAGAGCCCAACCGGAAUUAUGGGACCUCCAAUCGCCCCUGCUUCCGCGUAUCGACCUGGCGCCCACUCCCGACCCAGGACACCUAGCGAACAAGCUGGAACUGCUGCUGUUCAGGGCAGUAACGGUGCCUCAUCGAAAACUAGACUCAGGCAUGGUAGUAUCGCGUCCCGGCGAUCGUCAAUCUCAUCCUUUGUAUCUGAACUUGACGAUCGAUUCAAUUUAUCAAGAUCGGAGUAUGGUGGCUUCGAGCCCGGAACAGAUCCUCGCAUGAUCCAAGCCAUCACGCAGACAAUGAUUGGCGAGUUCCUAUGGAAAUAUACACGCAAGGCAGGGCGACCGGACUUUUCCCAAACGCGACACAGACGGUACUUCUGGGUCCAUCCGUUCACCCGCACCUUGUACUGGAGUUCUCAGAGCCCACAGACCGCUAGUAAAGCUCAACUGAUGGCCAAGAGUGUCGCCAUCGAAGCCGUCCGAGUGGUCACUGAUGAUAACCCAUACCCUCCUGGUCUCCACCGUAAGAGUUUGGAAGUUGUCACACCAGGUAGAACGAUGAGGUUUACUGCUGCCACUAGCCAGCGCCAUGAAACGUGGUUCAAUGCACUUUCAUAUCUCCUUCUGCGCGCCAACGAUGAAGAUGGAGAAUUGGCACUUAACGGGACGCCAGAAGAUGUUACGCAUGACUUCAAUCCCUCCCUGAAUGGCAGGACAUCUCGCAUGACUGACCACUCCCGACGAUCCGCUGCGUCCCACAAUAGUCGAACUGCACGGGGCAUGCCUCGCCAGUAUGACAUUACUCCAGGCCAUGAAUCCCCCUCGCUCUCAGGCCGACCGCCAGACCAAACGCUAAAGGCUGAACAGAGCCGACAAGGGGAUGAUGGGGACGUUCUCCAGCCGCCGAAGCCGGUACGGCAGUAA